Lymnaea stagnalis (great pond snail) is the source of this 9166-nucleotide messenger RNA. Lineage: Eukaryota; Metazoa; Mollusca; Gastropoda; Lymnaeidae. The record is from the annotation of a GenBank genome assembly.
AAGUUUUACUAAUGGACGUCUGGAUCAAUCAAUAGCUCUACAGCGCGCUUCAUUCAAUCAGCUUUGCUAUCGAAUUCAAGCGAAUUCAAAUACCAAUUUCAGCACGUUUCGCUUUUAUAAAUUUUGUUGAUAUUCUGUGCUUGGUACACUGUGAUUUUGUAAAACUUUAUUUACCAGCGUAUUUAAUUUGUAGAUUUGACCACAAACCAGGCGCCCAAGGCCAACCCCAAGCCCAAGGCCCAAGGUAAGACAACACUAGACUCUAGCUCACUAUUGUUAUUGUUCGUCGUUUGAAUGUGAAGAUGACCAAGGCUACGAUUUGAGCAUUAGCCUUGACUUUGUUUAAAGUGAGGGAGAGUUAUUCAAUUCAUCAUCCUCACUCUCUUUCUUAAAUCUUAGCUUAGGUCCUUGCCUUAGCCUCAGGCAAAUUAGCCUUAGCUCAGGGUUACUAACUAAGUCUAAACUUUCUUUGACUUACAUUCUAUUCUGCCCAUGUCGAAAAUUUAAAAUGUCUGUAAAACAUAUUCUCCAUUAUUCUACAUGGCAUAAAGCUAUGUGUUUGUUUUUUUUUGUUUUUUUUUUAAAUUUUAUAAUUACAUUAUGACUUAUGUCUCUUGUGAUGUAUGAUGUAUCAGCAUCUGUUAAUUCUGUUUUGUGUUCUGAUGAUUCUAUGAAUCUAUGAGACAUAAAUUUUGUGCUAGGAGUUUUUUGUGUGUCACUGACAGGAUUAUCAUGAUUCGGUAACCAUAGAUCACAUACAUAAAUACUUUUUUGUUACCUAUGCCUAUUCCUUAAAAAUAAGGUUUAAUUUAUGUAACCUACAUCCAUUUUCGAGUUUGAACAUAUUAAAAUUUAAGUUAAUAAUAAAAAUGACCUAUUGCCUAUACAAAGAAAAGUUAUGCAUGUCGGAAAAGGGAGGGGGGUGGGUUAUGAAAAUGUUGCCAAAUCCAGAUGCCAGAUGUCGGAAAUGCCUCUUAUCACUGUCAAUUAUUGAGUGAUUCGUUAUUGUUGAAUCCCUAAGCCCUAACAUUUGAUUAUUCUAAAGUGUUUAAAAUGAAUAAAUUUACAAGAUUUAAGAAAAGAUUAUAAUACCGAACUUGAAAAGUUUUGGGUAUGGACUAAGGCUUGCUUUUUACAAUUUUUGUGUACCCAUUUUACCGUUCUCAUUAUUUAAUCCCUAAUACAUCAUUAAAUAAUACUAAUAGCAAUAAUAAUUGGUAUUCUUGUAUUAAUAAUUUCUCAAAUGUCACAAGUGAGAAUAUCACUAAAAUUAGGCCUACCUACAUAAAAGUUUAACAAAAACUGCUAUUAUAAUCCUAUAGUCUAGUUAGGCCUACAGCUAAUAUUAUUCUAUUACUACAGCUGUGCUUACAGGCCUGAUUAAAAUUUGUAUUUAAACAAUUUAUUAAGGUUUUUAAUUAUAAUUAAAUUAGAAAUUUUAAUUAAUUCUUGAUUUAAUUUAAGGUAAUAUUCUGAUACAUAGCCUACUCACUGCGUGUCUCUAUGGACACAGAUAACUGUUUACAUAGUCAAAUUUUUAAUACUAGGAGUUUAACCCCAUUUGUUAACCAACCCUAGUGUUCCGCUGUUUAAUAUAUGUCUAUUGAGCGCUCAUUAGGUGCAUGAUUUUUAUUUUUACCCAUUUGGGGUAGUUUACCCCUGUUUUCCGACCUCUAUUACUAAACUAUGGUAUAAAAAUAGAACAGUUACUACGUCAGUUCUACAAACUGAAACUCCUACAAUUUGCAGUUACGAUGUUGUAAAAUAUCAUAACAUUUAACUGACGCUUUUGAACUUAUCAAAUAUAAUGUCACCCUGAACUUGCCUGAAAGUAAUCUUAAUAAUCAAUAAACAUUUUUUAAAUAGAUUCUGAAAACCGUUAAUUGAUGUCAUCGCGCCCCCCCCCCCGUAUAGAAAUUUAUACAUUCCUAGUUUUUGAACUAUAGGCACCCUGUGUACUUGUGAGAUUAUUGCCCUUGGAUUAGUCUUUGUUAGGGGGUAAUUCAAAUUAGUUGUUUCCCUGUUAUAAUAUUUGGAAUUGUCGCCUCCCCCUAAAGAAAAUAAAUCAACCUAUUUACCACAGUUCAGACAUCAGUACUAUUAAUAUAAAAUGUGGAGUUGGGGGGGUCGUGGGGGGGGGGUGCGAUUUUGAAGGGGAAGAAGGAUGCACCAGAAGCAAAAUAUAUAUAAGUGAUUAUCAAGUAACAAAAAAAAGGAAAAAUUGUCGCCUCCCCCUAAAGAAAAUAAAUCAACCUAUUUACCACAGUUCAGACAUCAGUACUAUUAAUAUAAAAUGUGGAGUUGGGGGGGUCGUGGGGGGGGGGGUGCGAUUUUGAAGGGGAAGCAGGAUGCACCAGAAGCAAAAUAUAUAUAAGUGAUUAUCAAGUAACAAAAAAAAGGAAAUGAGUUUUAAUAAACAGAAUAAGUAUAAAAAAAACAAGGAAUUGUGUAGAUUCAGAAUUAUGAUUAGAAUUUAUUUCUAGCUUCUUUCAGCUAACGGAUACAAGAGAAAAUUUUAAUACUCAACUUGGUCAUUUUGAACGGAGAAAUAGGAGUAAAGCUUCUUGUUGUCCCACAUUGCACCACCUGUUUUGAAAGAAUGUCUUGUGCAAAAAAAAAUAUUUUCUAAAUCCAGUGAAAACUGUACAAAGUACAGGUAAACUUACAGGCUGGCAUGUAUCAUGCAUCCCAUCUCUACUGGACUACUGUCUAUUGUUUGUUUACUUUCUGUUGUCAUGUUUACAUUAAGACACAGUUGAGCGAAAUAAGAUGUUACGUAACUAACUCUCAUUAUGUUUUUAUUUGGAUAUUUCUAAGCUGUUCAACCACACUGGUGUGAUUCAAAGACAUAAGCAGCUAUUCAAAAAUAUAUUAUUAGCAUGUGUGGCCCAGAAAUUUGUGAUUUAAAUAAUACACAUAUCAUGUACUUAAAUUUUUACAUAGGGUAUAUUUUACUGAGUUGUUUUCAAAUACAGUUUUUGUCUCCAUUCAUAGGAACUAACUAAUAUCUCAUCAUGCCACAAGACCAAAUAUCCUACUCUGAUAAAUAUUUUGAUGACAAAUAUGAAUACAGGUAAUAAGUUUUUAUUUUUAAUUUUGCAUAAUUUAUGAUGUUUACUCCAAGGCGUAAUCAAUUUUGUAUUAAAAAUUACAUUAAAUAUAGUAAUUGAACAGUUUUUCAAAGUUUAAAAAGUUACCUACGAUACUUUAAUUAUAAAGUUCAAAGAUGUCUUCUCAAAAGCAUGGUUUGAAGUUCAUUUUCUUUACACUAGGUACUUUUCAGUUUGGACAUUUUACAAAUGAUAACACGUUUUACUUAGAUAAAAAUAGGCGACACCCUUUGAGGGAUUGUUGAAAACCACUGCCUCAAUAUUUUAGUGCUAUUGUACAAAAAAUUAAAAUUGUGCAGCUGCUUUGCUAAGUGCAGUAUGUUUUUUUUUCCUUCUUCCAAGACAUGUAAUUUUGCCUGGUGACAUAGCCAAAUUGGUACCUAAAAAUCAUUUGAUGACUGAAACAGAGUGGAGGAACCUUGGCGUUCAGCAGUCGCCAGGUUGGAUUCACUAUAUGGUACAUGCACCAGGUAAGAUCUAUAAUGACAUAAAAGCAAAUAGAUGCUUAAACUGAGUUUAAUAAUUUUAUCUACCAGCGACAGUCCUAACACAAUCAUGUUACAUUUGUAACAAAGCAAUAUUUUAUUGGGAUUUUCCCGCAGUUGUAAAUUUGCGUUGUUUCAACUGAGAAACACCCCUCCCCCACAAACAACAAAAAAACAACUCAUUUCCAUAUCAGCCUUUUCAAAAUAUCCUUGACAUUCCCUCUUCAUCAGACAAUACUAAAACUGAUUAAGCCUCCAUCUGUUGCACUGUAGAUAGAAUAAAUAAGUUAUUAAAGCAGAAAUUAUUACAUUUUUACAAAGAAAAUAGUCUUUGAUAGACUUUCUUAUAUAGAAUGAGGCAGUGGUUUGACUUUGUUCUUGCUAUUAAUAAUGUUGACACCUAGGUAUUUAUAUGGUGAUUUUUUAAUUUCAAGAUUUGCAAUUACUGUAUAUACUCAAGUAAAAGUCCAGAAAUUUUAAUGGCAAAAAUGUUAAAAUGCAGUCAACUUAUCUAUGGGUCAGUGCUAGUUUUGAUAGAAUUUCGUGCAUUGAAUGCGGAUAAAUAAUGAGUUACAGGUAGUGCUACUGUACUUACCGGUAGAGACAGACCAAAUUUCGGUGCUGAAAGUUGCCAUUUCAUCACUUUCAGCGUAGUUUCAGUUUCUGCCAAAACAGAAAAGUUAACUUUUGGUUUAUUUAUGGUUUCAGCCGAAAGUGAUUGAGACUUUCGGCCAUCAGGCUGAAAGUGAGUGCGGCAUUUGGUUGUCCCCCAGAAGUCAUACACUGUCUGUCAGUCACCCGGCAAUCAGAUAUUCAUUAUUGAUUGCUAGACGUCUUGCUGUCAUAGUAUGUUAUAUGAAUAAUCCUCUGGGAACUUUGCUCACAGCUGCAUGAUGACCUACUUCUUCUAAUAAAUCCAAAAAUAAAAUUUCAAUUAGGCUUAGGCAAAUGUAAAUAGUUUUGAAGAUGAAAACUAAAGGAAUGGUAAUGUUUAUAGUAUUAUUUUUGUUUAAUGUUUUCAAAAAGUACAAUUUGGGAACACUAGGUUUAUUCCAUUCGUUCAUUUGUGGCCUUCAUUUUGAUUUAUCAUUAUCAUUAUCAUGCUCAUCAAUGUUCUAUGCAACUGUGAACAAAUCCUAGGGAAUGCUAACUUUUCUAUUAUUAUUUUUAAAAAAGACCAUUUAUGAAAAAUAAAAAUUUGGGAACCUUAUGCUUAUUCAAUUCAUUCAUUUAUAUAAUUCAUCAUCAUGCUGAUACUGAUCAUACUAAAUUUUGUUCAACAAUUAUUCAACUUCGUUUUAAUCUGGGUCAAAUAUAAAAUUAGCUAAUAAAUAAUAAUUGCGGAUAAACGAAACAUUUAAAUAAGAAGGCGUGUUUCAAGGCUUAUGUCUGGAUAUUUUAGUGGUCCAUACCGACAAAAAAUUCAUAGUAUGCAUAAAGCUAAGCUUUCGAUCGAUACCAAUUAUGUUAAGAUAGCGUUAUUACAUCAUAAAUGAAAGGGCGCCCAAUGGUCUGUUUUGUAUGAAUUUUGUGCCCGUUCCCCCCCCCCCCCCCCCCCCCCCCCCCCCCCCAUCAAAGUUUUCUCUUACCAUACUACUUAAAAAUACAUUUUUAUCAUCUGUAAAUUAUUUUUUCAUUCAAAUGGUAAAAGCCAGUCUUCAUUAGAUGUUUAUAUAUUAAAACUCAUGAUAAUCUCUUUUCCCCAUCAGUUUUUGAUGAUAACAGAACGUAAGCACGAACAAGUUUUGUACUAUCUAAAUCUUUCGGUUUCGGCUGUAAGUCUCAUUAAGCUUUUGGUUUUGGCUUCAGUUGUGGCUGAAAGUCCCGUUAAGCUUUUUGUUUUGACCUAAUGUCAUUUUUAACUUUUAAUCUGGUUUGAGUUUUGGCCGAAAUAAAAAAAUCACUUAAUGACCGAGGUAAUCUUAUAUAAACAUAUAAAAAGGGUUACUGCUUUAUAAAUCUACCGGUACUGCAUUAGAUUGGUAAGUCAGUUCCACCCCAUGAGCUGUAACUCUUUUCUGUCUUAGCUUUGGAUAUUUAAACAGUUAUUAGACAAUUUUGUCAAGAUUAUGUCAUACUGCCAAUUUCACUGUACAUUUAGAGUGCUGUAUGUUCAGCUUCACUAAGUAAUGUUGCUAUGGUCCUGGUGCAUUUAGGAAAUGUAAGGCUUGACUAUAUAAUAGAAUAUAAAUUUAAAAGUGCAACCUUUCUAAAAUGUUGAAAUAUUUGGAUAGUGAUUAUUGUAGAUAAUUACUAACUAUAUUUCAAUGACAACUCCUUAGAUGAGACAAAUUUUGAAAGCAUUUGAACAAAACAUUGAUAAACAUCAGAAAACCUUAGACUUUAAUUAACAGAAUAACCAGUGGCAUAGCUAGGAUAGGUGUCAUCUGUUGCUGUAAACACAUGGUGUCUCAAUGGAUUUCUUCUUGUUAGAAUAAGUCCGCAGUUUAACUAUGACAAGAACAAAAACAAAUUAAUUGAAGGUCAGGAGGCUAAUAUAUGUAUUAAAGAACUGUAACAAUGUCAAGUUAUAAUUAUCUUUACACUAAAUUUACUUUAUUUAAAAUUUCCCUUUCUUGAUCUUCAAAGCUGCAAACCUUUCAGUCACUUGAUCAAAAUCACUAGCCUUCACCGUAACACUUUCAAUUGAUAGUAGAUCCAGAUCAGAAAGCCUGUACCGCUCCUUUAGUGCUAAACAAAAUAAUAUUUUAAAAACUUUUCUAUUAUCUUUUAAUAAUUAAUAAUUUAAAAAAAAAGAUUUUUGAAACCAAAUAUAUUGACACCUAGAUAUACUCAAAAAUAAUUUUUCCACCGAUGCGCCCCCAUCCCUUAACUUUUGAGCUUUAUUGUCAUAGAGCACAAGUUCCUUUACAUGUUGUCAGUGAUGUCAUGUGUUUCUGCUACAUUGACAUUUGGGAUUAGCAACUUGAUGAAGGUCAUCUUACUCAGCAGUUUCUGCAGACUAAAGGCUUUACUCUUGACAAAGUGGUGACCAUCCUGGAGCCCUUAAGGUUGUUUCUGCACGAGAAGCAGUCUCCUGGUGGAACAUGCUAUUGAAAAGGCACUUUUAAAAUCAGACCAUGCGGAAUUGUAGAGAGAAGAUUAAGGUUGAAGAGGAGAAAGGCAGGAGAACAAUUUACAAUACACGAUAUAUUUGGUUUCAAAAACCUUUUUUUUUUUUUAAAUUAAAAAAAAUUAAUUAUUUAAGAUAAUAGAAAAGUUUUUAAAAUAUUAUUUUGUUUAACACUAUAGUAUAUAUAGGUAAAAAGUCAUUUUUUUAUUGUUUUUAAUUUGUACAGAUUCAAUUCAUGUUAGAGACCAACCGAACGUGAUUUUUCUGAUUUUGGCCGAAGCCGAAAAUAGGCCAAACGUUUAAAAUGACUUUCGGCCUUAACUGAAAAAGGCAGAAAGUUAAAAAUGCUUUAGCCCAAGGCAGAAAAUGAAAUAUAUAGAUAUUUUUACAUUCGUUCCCUCAUACAUUCUGCAUGCAUCGAAAAUGAUGGGGAAAGUAUAAAUAUUUACAUUCUUUUUAUAAAAAAAUGAGAUAAUUGUGAAUAUUAAUAAAUAAACAUCUAAUAUAACAUUAUGUUGUUAAAGAUUGUUUAGUUUGUUCUUAAAGAUCGCUUAGUUUGUUGUUAAAGAUCGUUCAGUUUUUUGUUAAUGAUCGCUUUAUUUGUUCUUAAAGAUCGGUUAGUUUGUUCAUAAAGAUCGCUUAGUUUGUUGUUAAAAAUCUUUUAUUUUUUUCUUUAAAAUCGCUUAGUUAUUAAAGAUCGCUUAGUUUUUGUUUAAAGAUCUUUUAGUUUGUUAUUAAAGAUCAUUUAGUUUGUUAUUAAAGAUCAUUUAGUUUGUUCAAAAAAGAUCGCUAAGUUUUUUCUUAAAGAUUGCUUAGAUUGUUCUUAAAGAUUGCUUAGUUUUUAUUUAAAGAUCUUUUAGUUUGUUAUUAAAGAUAAUUUAUUUUGUUCAAAAAAGAUUCUUAAGUUUUUUUUAUUAAAGAUCGCUUAAAUUGUUUUAAAGAUCCUUUAGUUUGUUCUUAAAUGUUGCUUAGUUUGUUGUUAAAUAUUGUUCAGUUUUUGUUUUUAAAGAUUGUUUAGUUUGUUUUAAAGAUCGCUAAAUUUGUUCUUAAAGAUCGUUUAGUUUGUUCUUAAAUGUCGCUUAGUUUGUUAUUAAAUAUCGCUUUCGCUGAGUAUUAGAUGACCGAAAACCUCAGUCACUUUCGGCCAUCCGGAAGUCUAAGUCAAUUUCGUCCGAAACCAAAAAAACCCCGAAAGUUAACUUUUCUCUUUCGGCCGAAACCGAAAUUAAGCCGAAAGUUAACUUUCAGUUUCGGCCAAAACCGAAACUUGGCCGAAAGUGAUAAAAUGGCCACUUUCGGCACCGAAGCCGAAUUUCGGUCGGUCUCUAAUUCAUGUACUUAGAAUCGCCUGGCCACAUCAUAUUUAAUAUCAAUGGAAAGCUUUAUUUCUCAGAAUUUAGAUCAAUAUAGCUUCCCGUUACUUACGAAAGUUACCAAACACUUCAAUCUGCUUUGAAUCAUGGUCGAAACAGUGUUUUCUGACCUAAAUAUAGGGUCUACACAUUUUGGACACAUCAACCUUGAACUUUUAACAAAGCACACAUUUGGAUUGGUUACAUGGGUGUAAAAUUUAUGUGUGAUCAGUUAUCUUUUUAUGAAAUUCGGUUAGAGCAAGCAGUGUGUGCUUUGUAAAUAUGGAAUUUUUCAAUUUGGUGCCACCCCUGGGGUGGUGUCACCCGGUGCAGUCCGCACCCCCAGCUACGCCACUGAGAAUGAUGUUCCUGAUCUUAAGUUGUUAUUGAAUCAUGAUGCAAGUAAAUGAGAGACUCAGUGAGUUAAUUAGUUUGCUCUUCUUUGAAGGAGUGUAGUCUAUCUGCACUAAUUUCCUGCCCUUAAUUUCUUCAUUAGCUGUCCGUCUUGAGGAAAUACAGCUGGUAAUGCUCACUGCAUAAAAACUAAAUGUGCAAUGAUUGGAAUACAUGUCCCUGAUCUACUUUCCUUCAGAAUUUUAUUAUUAUGGUACUAAAAAACUAAUUUGGGUGGAAAGUCUGAAAACAUUCAGUCAGCUAUUUUUAAGUGGUAUCAAUUUGAAAUUAUUUUUUGACCUCCCACAUUAUUAUGUUGUUGUUUUUUUUUGUUGCUCCCCAGAACCUCAUGUUCUUCUCUUUCGCAGACCUUUACCUAAUGCUCAGAGAGAUCAAAAUGGAAUGGUUCCCCAAGCACCUUUUGUGAUAAGCUGAGCGGUGGGGCAGUGGCCUUCCAUAUCUAAUGGUUUUAUUAUGUUGAAAUUUUUGUACCGGUAUAGAUCUAUAUAUAAAUCCUAAAUGAACAGAUUUCAGUUUUUUUUUUAAAUAUUAACAUGUAAAUAAAUGCGCAACUGUACAGUUUCAAUAAUAAUCAAAUAGGCCACUGUGUAUUACUAUACUUGAUGGUCAUAAUAUUUGUUGCAAAUAAAUAUCUUUGUCAUCAGUUGAUUUGUACAAAUUUAAAUGAGUUUCUUUAACUUUCACCUGUAUAUAUUUAUAUAGAGAAAAAAAAUUGGAGAAUUUUUGCACGCU